Molecule: messenger RNA, 5086 nt
Organism: Eleginops maclovinus (Patagonian blennie)
Lineage: Eukaryota; Metazoa; Chordata; Actinopteri; Perciformes; Eleginopidae
Gene: rinl
Product: Ras and Rab interactor-like
Exons: 10
Coding region: 1446-3833 (795 amino acids)
Biological process (GO): vesicle-mediated transport
Cellular component (GO): cytosol; endocytic vesicle
Molecular function (GO): small GTPase binding; guanyl-nucleotide exchange factor activity
Source: RefSeq, a predicted model, not a curated record
GACGGCGAUCCCGUGGAGGAGCAGCAGGAGUAGGCUGACACUGCUGGAACACCUGAGGGGCUCUCAGGGCGCCUGGUGCCCCGCGGCCCCCUGGGACAAAGAGGGGGCCCACACUGCCAUCUGUGGGACGCCUGCUGGGCGUCUCUAUUUCUGUUCAGUUAGAAUGACAGCCACUUCCUGUGUGUGUAUAAAUGUAUCCGAGAGCACCUCUGAAUUCAGCUGUGCUGAUGCAACUGCAUGACUGAGUCGUUGUUUUACACCGUUAUGUCUCAACCAACUGCAUCCUCUUUUACUGGUGCCGUCAAUUUUCCAACAGUGGAAGAAAAUCAUGAGUUUUCUAUAAAUGAUGGUACGCUCAGAGGAGGCGUAGGAAUGUGGUGAAGUAGUGUAGAAUACUCUGAAUUACUCAGCUAGUUGUCACAGCUCACCUCCUAUUCUGUCUGCAGGGUAGACUGACUUUCCUGGCCUCUGAGUCAUGCACUUUUCUAGUGGGUCAAAUCAUGAGGGUCAAACCAUGGUGUGAAAAUCUGUCGUUACUAGCCGUUGACAAACAGUAUAAAUGGAACAUGUACAGUACGUGCAUUAGUGUUUCAGCUUUAUUUUAACAAGGUUUUGACGAGAAAGGGGAGGAUCUGAGCCAAGUGGACCUUCACUCAGAUGGUACUGAUAAGCCUCCACAGAGACAUAAAGCAGCUAUGAACCCUGGGUAAAUUAGCUGUUUAUGAGGCUGUUAAUGUUUGGUUACAACCUGCCGUCAUGACUGAUUUAUCAAGAUCAAAUCCUGACUCAGAGCUGAUUCCAGAGGUGGAAAGUAACUAUUUACUUUACAGUGCAUAUUUGAGGUACUUUGCUUGACUGUUUUCUCUCCGUGCUACUUUAUAAUUAUACUCCUCUACAAUGCAAGCCUGUACCUAACUAUAUUUAAGUAUAAAACUAUAUUUAUUUGACAGCUUAAGUUAUUUUAGACUUUAAAUUCAGACUUUUACACACAAAAUGACCAAUGACUGUUAAAUACUGUGUUUUGAUGCAGAUUAAAUUAUCCAAAAUCAUAUUAAGGUACCUUAGAAAAUUAUUAGCAGCGCUGUUUACUCUUUUUUGUGCGCACAAAUCAUUUUAUAGAUGAUUAAAUGUGAAUAUUUGCAUUUAUUUUAAAUAUUUUCUUAAAAUAACUAAAUACUUUGACUCUUAAUGUUCUACAUAGGUACAUCUUCCUGAUCACAGUUAACUACUUUCACCUCUAAUACCUUAAUGAAUGCAGGAUUUUUACAGGGUAGUAUUAAGCUUUCCACCCUUGGCUGAUUCUUUACCGUAAUCUGUUUUAAAUUGUCAGUUUUUCCUCUCCUUUCUGAGCCUGUCAUCACUCAGUGUUUCUCUGGUUGCCGUGUAACUUCCAGUAUGAGCAUUUAAAAGAAAACGUCUUCCUGCUCAGCACCUCACUUACUGAAAUGAGUCACUGUGUGUGUGUGUGUGUGUGUGUGUGUGUGUGUGUGUGUGUGUGUGUGUGUGUGUGUGUGUGUGUGUGUGUGUGUGUGUGUGUGUGUGUGUGUGUGUGUGUGUGUGUGUGUGUGUGUGUGUGUGUGUGUGUGUGUGUGUGUGUGUGUGUGUGUGUGUGUGUGUGUGUGUGUCUGUUUCUCCAGAGUUUCCUGGUUGUGCGGGACUCCACGACAUCUGUGCCCUGCCUGCUGUGUGUGUCUGCAGGAGGAGACGAUGAAGCGGUUAUUGAUCAUAGCAUCAAAACCACAGGCACAGUCUUUCAGCUGUCUGAGUCUCGACUUUCUUUCUCUGACUUGGCGCAGCUCGUGCUCUUCUACUCUCUGACCAGGGAUGUGUUGUCUGUCUGUCUGUCCAUCCCUCACUGGAUCUACAGUGUGACAGAGAACACCAGAGAUCGUCUCUCUCAACUUGAACCCGAAACUUGGCUCUGCUCACCGCCGGACCAACAGACCGAUGAGAUGACCCAGAGGGAGCCGAACAACGUCAUGUGUUCCAUACAGCUGACUUCCACCAACGGGGCCUUGUGCAUCAUCAACCCUCUGUACCUGCGGGAGCAUGGAGAUGAUUGGCUGACCAACAGGGCGACUGCGGCUCUGGGCGCCACACAACCGCCCACAAAUUACAGGAAAGAGCGCCGCCUCAGCUCCACCCGAACAUGGGCAGGGGCCGGGUUAUUGAGUAAGCGAGCCAUCUCCAUGGAGCAGGUACCCUCUGCAGACAGCAUGGAGAGCUCUGGUCUGAUCAGAGCCUUCUCAGCUGAUUCUCCAAAGAGCCCCACGUCAACAUCAGAGGCUCCAGCAGGCGUGGUUCUCCGGAGGCCCAGCAGAGACUCUACCCCGGCUCCUCCGUACAGAGCGAGCACAGGGAGCCUCACUCCAUCCACUUCCUCCACCCACUCUUACACAGCGAGCACGGGGAGCCUCACUCCAUCCUCUCCCUCCACCCCUGAAAGUUCAAACAGAGCGUCACUGGAGCUGCAGCCCCACGGCAGCCCGGUGCCCCAGUCUCCCCACAGGGUGUCCUGGAUCGAGGAUGGAGUCUGGCUGCCUCCGCCCAGACCUUCCUCUUUGCUCCAUCCUCCGUCUCUGGAGCUCGACUCACUGUCAAUCAGCAGCAUAGAGGAGGAGCAGGAGUACCAGAUCCCCAGCCCUGCUCUGCACCACCAGUCUGCACACCGAUUGGCCGACAAGGUCAUCCACCGUCUCUCGGCGGUGGGUCAGGCCCUCGGAGGAUUGGUUAGCCAGAAGAAGAGACUGACCAAUCGCGUGCAGGAGCUGAGCGAGCGGAGAGGCUUGGCGUUCUCAGAGGCCGUGAAAGGAUUCGUGGAGAUGACGAUGAAGUGCGGGGGCACUGGGUCCGAGUUCCUACAGGAGGUAAGGACAUCGCUCACAUCACUGAGGGAGAUGCUGCUGGACUAUCAAGAGAUCCAGGCAAUGUUGGACAGCAUCACCGACUUAAAUGACUCGGAGAUCGACUCCCUGGUGGAGCUCUCCCUCCACAAGGUGGCUCUGAAGCCCGUCUCCACUCACCUCUACUCCUGCAUCAACGCGUCUCGGUCCAACGAUGGCACCUUCGACCGUCUGCAGAGCAACAUGAGAGUUCUGGAGAAGAUCGGGGUGGAGGAGCUGGGUGGGUCGGCGGGAGUUGGAGUUCCCGACUCUCUCACCAUGGAGAGGAUCCAGCAGAGGUGGGCGAGUAUGCACGAGGCAUACUCCCCCAACAAGAAGGUCCACAUCCUGCUGAAAGUCUGCAAGAGCAUAUAUCACAGCAUGAGUGCUAAUGCUAGCUCAGGCACGGCGUACGGAGCCGAUGACUUCCUGCCCUGCCUGACGUGGGUGCUGCUCCGGAGUGAUGUGGUCACCUUACACCUGGACACUGACUACAUGAUGGAGCUGCUGGACCCCACACAGCUGCAGGGAGAGGGUGGCUACUACCUUACAACUCUAUACGCUUCUCUUUACUACAUCAGCAGCUUCCGGCCUCGAUUGGCCGCCCGUCAGCUCAGCGUGGAAGCGCAAAAAUCCCUCAACCAAUGGCAUCGCAGGCGCACCCUGCAUUGCAACCAAUCACGGCGCAGCAGGAACCGACGGACCAUUCGCAGGCAGGCGUGUCGGGACAGAGGGUCCCAGAGCUCUGAGAUGGACGCUGAGAGGAGAGAGGAAAGCAGCGAGAGAGAAGGAGAUUCCUUUGAUAACGAGGAGGCAGAGCAGCUUACCGAACCAGAGGCCCUGCAGCCGCUGGAGGAGGAAUCACACACUCCUUCAGACUGUAACCAGGAAGAUGUUAUCCUGAGCAAACAGGAAGAUGGACAGAAGCUGUGUGGAGAAGAGGACAGUUGAUUGUAAUUUACAAACAUAACUGAGAUACAACGAGCUGUUGGACAAUUCAGCCUUAAAGAGGCCCUACUUUCCUGUAGUGUGUUCUAUAGGCUUCUGUGCAUGUAAAUGGUCUGCAGAGGCUAAAAUCCCUGUGUUUCCUCUAGAGGGAGUUGCUCUCCCACACACUCCCCCCCCCCCCUGCCUGAAACGCCUCCAUUGGACUCUUUUGUUUACUUCAGUGACAUCAUUAUGUAACACUCACACUUAUACCGGCUAGCUCUCCAACACAUUGUACGUGAUUAGGGGUGGGACAUCUAAACGGUUGACCCAUCACAACAGAGCCGGCCAGCUAACCAAUCAGAGCAGACUGGGCUCUGGUUUCAGACAGAGGGUGAAAAGAGGAGCUGCAGCACAGGCAGUAUGAGAAAAAUAAGAGCUUUUUGAACAUUGAAGCAUGGAGACAUGUCCCAGGAGAGGCACAAGAUACAAAUAUGAAUGUGAAGAUGAGCAGAGUAGGGCCCCUUAAUAAAAAAACUCACACAUUGAGGCAAUAACUUGUGAGGCUUCUCCUUUUUAAAGUGUCAUUGCCAAACAAGUUGGAAAGCACUGGCCUUAAUGAGUCCAAUUGUAAUGUCAUAGCUGUAUUGUAAGGAAUAGAAGCAAGUGUUGAAACGUUUUUAUUAUUGUAUUUAUUUUAAAAUGUAUAAAAGCUAAUGUUUAAAGGCAUUAGAUUGUCUAAGUUGGAAAUCUUUCAUAUUGAUUUCAAAACAAGGAAAUAACAACAUGUAAAAAGAGGACAUAAAUAAAACAGUUUUGUUUGUACGCCUUUUUCUGCUCUCAUCAGUUAUCCCUAUCAUUCCCAGCAGCACACAAUAUCUCUCAUUCAUUAUUUACAGCAGAAAAUAGAGGCAAUAAUAGCUGAUGAAUGAGCAAACAAAGCAAUCAGUUUAACUUUAAUUAUCCUCAUCAAACAUGAAAAGCUUCGGGGCAGAAAAACAACACACCACGCAGUCAGAGUUAACGUCUCGCUGGUGAACAUUUGGCCGGGAUGUGAUGGAUAUUUUUCCUCUGGAUACAAAAACAAAGGUGAAAGAGAGUGAGUGUUGGAAAGAUAUGUAUCCGGUAGACAAAAACAUGUCUCCAAAUAAAUGCAAUUGUUGCUCCGUAUCUUCUGGAUGUAUGAAAAGACUGCUGUUUGACAUUUGAAUGUUAAUUAUGUGGUGUCGCUCUGACCCAAAGUGGAUCUGAAUAAAUAAAUUAAGCUUUAAAAAACA